GGUAUGACAGCGACACUGUACUUGCAGCACUGUUUACUACCGCCAUAGGAGAAAUCUGAUUUUUACAUGUCAAAAAUUUCUGAAAUAAUGAUUAGUACAGUUACAGAUGAGGUACAAGUUAAUGAAAAUAGUAAUUUAGAAUUUGCUACUUCGGAAAAGCAAGAAGCUCGUGCAUUUUUACGUGAACGGUUCCUGCGUGUGAUUACCGGCAUUGUUGGCAAACAAGCAGAGUUUUAUUUGUAUGAAAAUACUCGAGUUUCUGCUGAAUUUAGAGGCUGUGACAUAGACUUUUUAGAAGUAUAUGUACGCAACUUGGAAACACCACUAGGGAAGGUUCCAGAAGCUGUUCUCAGGGCAAGUGAUAUUAUUCAUCUGGAUGUUAAAGAUAUUAACACAGCAUAAUAAAAUCUCCAAACAUGGUCAGUGUCCACCGCAACGGAGGCUGUUACAGGUCGCCCUAAGAAACGAUACGCGAAGAAAAGAAAAAAAACAGAAUAUAUCAGUGAGAAACUCUUCAGACAUGCUUCAUAAAAUGCUACACAAACGAUUGUUCCUGGUCGUGACUGCUGUAAACAUUGUUUCGUUCAGUGAAGAGAAAGCCAUUCAGGACUGGAAUUUCAAGUUUGAUAUCACGAACGGUGCUUCGAAGACCUCGAAUCAACUUGUAAACGAAGAUUCAAAUUACAAAGAUAACCGAAUUAGUGGAAUAAAUAACGACCCAGUGGACCAUGAAAAUUGUAGUGACAAGAAUUGCAGCGAGAAAGGGAAAGAAAAUGAUCGUUCGUGUCCUUACGAAAGCAAAGAAUUGUGCUUGAUAUUUUCUUUAUCGAAAAUUGCUAAAGUUCAGAUAGCCUCGUUGAGUGAAGUUGCGGCGGGCCGUAGUAUAGAGCCGGACACUAGAAGUGAUAAACAUUUGAACGUUGCCGAACGAAGGAAAGGAAUUUAUCUGGAUCGUCCGAAAGAACGUGAGAAUGAAAAUCCUCCACGGACGAGCUCGUCGAGCGUUCAGUGUCGAGCGGUCCGGGAUGUUUACAUACCGGAAGUCAAGCAACACCUGCCAGCCUUCGCUUGUCAAUUUGGGAAUAACACGUUCAUCUUGUCGAGCGCCAGAUUCCUCCAAGAUCGACGAUCACGUUUGGAGAUAAACGUGAACGAGGAUACAUUUAAGAGCAUUAAAUCGACUCCAAAAGUAUCAAGAAGCAACCAGUUGAACGUGAUACCCGCUCUGCUUGUUCUAAACACCGCCAAUAACGAUUAUAGGAUAGAAAUGCAGGGAAACAUUUCUAACGACCAACGAAAGGAAGGAAACUGAUAAGAUUGAAUCAUAUUUGUAGAAAGUUCAAAUACCCGGUGGUAACUUUGAC
Osmia lignaria (orchard mason bee) is the source of this 1364-nucleotide messenger RNA. RefSeq lists its product as uncharacterized. NCBI's taxonomy places the organism in Eukaryota, Metazoa, Arthropoda, Insecta, Hymenoptera, Megachilidae. The record is from RefSeq and is a predicted model, not a curated record.